UCUGCUCCGCCCCGCCUGCAGGUGUUUCAGAAUCGUCCGCAAUGGAAGUGGUUAAGGACAUCACGGAGACGGCAGCCGUGGACCUGGGGGACCUCCUGGACGCCGGGGACGACGCCGUGGUGAUACUCGAGGCAGGCGACACGCGACUGUUGGCGCACAGGGCCGUCCUGGCGGACAGGAGCCCUGUGUUCGCCGCCAUGUUCGGCCACGACACCCUCGAGGCCAGCAGCGGCGCGGUGAGCAUCCCGGACGUGGGGGGCCCGGUGCUGAGGCAGCUGGUCUCCUACCUGUACACCCUGCGGGCCCCCCAGCUGCCCGGCAUGGCCCCCCAGCUGCUGGCAGCAGCGGAUAAGUACGGGGUGUCGCGGCUGAAGGCAGAGUGCGAGCGGCAGGUGGCCGCUCAGCUGACCGUUGAGACGGCGGCGGCCGCAGCCGUCCUCGCAGUCCGCCACUCCUGCAGUGACCUCAGGCGAACCGCCAUCGAAUUUAUUAAGGCACGUACCCACGAGGUGAUGGCCACUCAGGGGUGGACAGAUGCGAUGCUUCAUCAACCAAAAGACUUGGUCAAAGUGAGCCGGUUGCUGUACGAUCCACCACCACAAAGCAGCACACCAGCCGUCACCGCCACUACCGCCACUGCCACCACCACCACCACCGCCACCAUCGCCACCACCGCCACCACCACCACUGCCAACGCACCCCGCCAGACACCUGCUGCAGCUGCACUUCCCACAUCUCCUCCACCUGGAGAAGCCACUGUCUCUCGCAUGCGGUGA
Molecule: messenger RNA, 776 nt
Organism: Schistocerca americana (American grasshopper)
Lineage: Eukaryota; Metazoa; Arthropoda; Insecta; Orthoptera; Acrididae
Product: speckle-type POZ protein-like
Exons: 3
Coding region: 42-776 (244 amino acids)
Biological process (GO): regulation of proteolysis; proteasome-mediated ubiquitin-dependent protein catabolic process
Cellular component (GO): cytoplasm
Molecular function (GO): ubiquitin protein ligase binding
Source: RefSeq, a predicted model, not a curated record